CACGGGAGGCACAGAGGACGACAGGAGCGCGCGCGUGGAACUCGUCCGUCUCGUCGACCGGGAGGCACCGCUCCGAGUUUAGCGACAGACAACAGACGCUGCGAAGGGUCCGAAUCGCUCGCGAGGAGCCCGCGGCGAGACAGCCGAGACGGACACGUGGCCUUGAAGAGCCUCGGGGAGACGGAUCUCGCGAGUCGCAAGACGGACGGCGGCAUCCGCGAGGAGGCGUCGCGGCCGCGGAAAAGAAAACCGACGGUCGGAGAAGGAUGCAGCGGCGCUCCUCCUACUGCUGCCUGCGGUGGUCGGGGUGGUGGUCGUGGUGGUGCGUCACGCUCACCGCUCUGCUGUCCCACUCGCCCCACGUGCCUCCCGUCAGCUGCGCCAGCGUGCACGGCCGCACGGACCCCACGGUGUCGCCCGGACGGCCCCUGCUGGCGCCGUCCCACCCCGAGGGGGGUCUCCGGGGGUCCAUGGCCCCGGCGGCGCAGAGACCCCCGAGGGAGCUGCUGCCCCCUCCGAGGCUUCCCUGGGUCUCGGGGACCGCCGCCAGUGCCCAGACGACGCAGCGGUGCGUCAGGCGGAGGCAGGCUGUGAUGCUGCCAUCGGGCCUCAGGGUGUGCCCUCAUCAGUCGCUCCAGGAGCUCAGGAUGACCCACCUCGCCCACUACAAGCUGCGCACGUGCCAGGACGCGGUGUGGGAGGCGUUCCGAGUGUUCUGGGACCGCGUGCCGGAGCGUGCCGAGUACCGCUCCUGGCUGGCGGAGUGCCUGCAUGGUCGCACCAGCGCCGCGGGGAUCGGCGCCGCCUUCAGCGCCUCCGUCGAGCACGCGCAGCUCCUCGACAAGAUUUCUACAAUGCACGAGGAGCCACACAGGGACGGCAAGGAGGUGGAGUGCGGACACAAGGACGCCACCGUGCAGACGUCAGCAGGCGGCCUCCCGCAUCUAGCAGGAACUACACGAGAAUCUCCGCCUCCAUAUCUCACCGGGCCGCCCCCAGCCGCCCCUAAGACUCCGCCGCCGCCACCGGCGACCUUGACCGGAACAACGACCCCCCCGGGGGUCGCCGGCUCUGUCAUCUCGACCGCCGUGAGGGUCGUGACCUCUGCGUUUGCCGGGCUUUUCGCCACGACGAUACAAACGCCGACGGUGGUGGCGCCCGCCGGUGUUGGGAACGCCGGGAUGCCAGCGCCGCCCGAGGUCACCGGUGCCUCAGCUGAACAGGGUGGUGCCGCGGCCGAAGAAGCUGAAGAGGGUGGUGCCGCCGCUGAAGAAGGUGGUAGUGCAGUUGAAGAGGGCGGUAGUGUAGCUGAAGAGGGUGGUAGUGCAGUUGAAGAGGGCGGUAGUGUAGCUGAAGAGGGCGGUAGUGCAGCUGAAGGGGGCAGUAGUGCAGCUAAAGAGGGCGGUAGUGUGUCUGAAGAGGGCGGUAGUGCAGCUGAAAAGGAUGGUGCCACAGCUGAAGAGGGUGGUGCCGCCGCUGAAGAGGGCAGUAGUGCAGUUGAAGGGGGUGGUGCCACAGCUGAAGAGGGCAGUAGUGCAGUUGAAGAGGGUGGUGGUACAGCUGGAGAGGAUGGUUCUGGAGCUGUGGGGAGUACUGUUGCUGAAGAGGGCGGUAGCGCCGUUGAAGACGGUGUUAGUGUGGUUGGAGAGGGCAGUAGCGCUACUGAAGAAGUCGGUAGUGCAGCUAAAGAGGGUGGUAGUGCCGCUGAAGAUGACAGUAGCACAGUUGAAGAGGGUGGUACCGCAGCUGAAGAGGAUGGUGCUGCAGCCGAAGAAUCUGAAGAGGGUGGUGCCGCAGCUGCAGAGGACGGUGCCGUCGCUGAAGAGGGUGCUAGUGCAGUUGAAGAAGGUGAUGCCACAGUUGGAGAGGGUGGUGCUACAGCUGACGAGGGUGGUGCUACAGCUGCAGAGGGUGGUGUCGCAGUUGAAGAGAGUGGUACCACAGCUGUAGAGGGCGGUUUUGGAGCUGAGGGGAGUACUGUUGCUGAAGAGGGCGGUAGCGCCGUUGAAGACGGUGUUAGUGUAGUUGGAGAGGGCAGUAGCACUACUGAAGAGGUCGGUAGUGCAACUGAAGAGGGUGGUAGUGCAGCUGAAGAGGGUGGUAGUCCAGCUGAAGAGGGCGAUAGUCCAGCUAAAGAAGGCAGUAGUGCGUCUGAAGAGGGCGGUAGUGCAGCUAAAGAGGGCGGUAGUGCAGUUGAAGAGGGUGGUGCCGCAGCCGAAGAAUCUGAAGACGGUGGUGCCGCAGCUGAAGAGGACGGUGCCGUCGCUGAAGAGGGCGCUAGUGCAGUUGAAGAGGGUGAUGCCACCGCUGGAGAGGGUGAUGCCACAGCUGAAGAGGGCAGUAGAGCCACUGAAGAGAUUCGUGCCGCAGAUGAAGAGGGUGGUAGCGCCGCUGAAGAAGACAGUAGCACAGCUGAAGGGGGUGGUGCUGCAGCUAAAGAGGGUGAUGCUACAGCUGACGAGGGUGGUGCUACAGCUGGAGAGGAUGGUGCUACAGCUGGAGAGGAUGGUGUCGCAGUUGAAGAGGGCAGUAGCACCGCUGAAGAGGUUCGUGCUGCAGCUAAAGAGAGUGGUACCGCAGCUGGAGAGGGUGGUUCUGGAGCUGAAGAGGGUGGUUCUGGAGCUGAGGGGAGUACAGUUGCUGAAGAGGGCGGUAGCGCCGUUGAAGACGCUGUUAGUGUAGUUGGAGAGGGCAGUAGCGGUACUAAAGAGGUCGGUAGUGCAACUGAAGAGGGUGGUAGCGCCGCUGAAGAGGGUGGUACUGCAGCUGAAGAGGGCAGCAGCGCCGCUGAAGAAGGCGGUAGCGCAGCCGAGGCGUCGGCGUCGGGGAAAGGUGAUGUCGGUGGCAGUGGGAACGCCUCUUCCUCCAACGAGAUCAUCGGCAGCUCGGCCGGGCCUGGCACGGAGCCGGCUCUUCCCAACGCCGUUCCGGAGCACCCCCUGGUGCAGGUGGUGGAGUUUAGCGUGCGCGUGACCCAGCCCGUGCCCUGCGUGGUUCCGCCCAGCUCCACGCAGCUCCACCGGAUCACCGAGCAACUCCGACGCAAGGUGCGCUCGCGGCCGCGAAUGCUGCCCGUGUUCGAGAAGAUGCCCGGAUAUAAGAAGCUGCACGUCCUGGGGUUCCGGUGUGGCAACAAGGUGGUGCACUACGCCGCGGUCUUCCAGGGCGGUCGUGGUGGAGGAGGAGGCGAAGGCCUUGUCGAGGAGACGCAGCCGAAUGGACGGACGGAUCAGCCGAACAUCUCGCGAGAGGAGGAGGUGGAGGCCGUGGACUCCGAUGACCUCCACAGUUCGGGGAGGAAUCCAGGUUCGGCCGAUGAUGCCUCCGGUGAUCGCCGUGGCCUUCAUGAGUUUGCCCACUCCGAGGAAGACCUGGACGUUGAGGAGGAGCAGGAGGAGACCCACGAGUCCGAACGGGACGAGCACCUCGCCUUGGCUCCGGGAGCCAAGGGGGAGCGAGAUGGAGAUGACCCACGGGAGGAACGGGAGGCUGGGUGGGCCAUGCCAGGGUCCAUCCAGGCUCUGCCACAAAUGGUCUCGGACGCUCUGCACAGACAGCAGCGGCAGCAGCAGCAGCAGCCUAAGGAGCAGCAGCUGACGGGAAUCGAUCCCGACUCCUUCCAGCUGACGCGCGAAUUCCUGACGGACCUCCCCGCGGACGCCAUCCACUACGACCUGCAGAUGUCCUCAGGUCCUCCGGCAGUCGCGCUCUUGGACGAGUGGGCGCCAGCGGUGCCCGCCUCUCGCUCGGACCGGACGGGCGAGGACGUGCGGACCGCCGGGACGAGGAAGACGACAACGACCAUCAACCCCGACCCGUUCCUCUCCUCCCCGCCAGACGGAGGCGGCCUUGAAGGAUCCGCCGAAGAGCUGCUCGUUAUCCUCGCUCCGUCCGCAGAGGAGAAGGGAGUGGGGCAGGAGGGGCUGCAGCAGGAGUGGACGAGUCAAAUGAAUCUGAACCUGCAGCAGGAGUAG
Lethenteron reissneri (Far Eastern brook lamprey) is the source of this 3974-nucleotide messenger RNA. Its product is annotated as mucin-19-like. NCBI's taxonomy places the organism in Eukaryota, Metazoa, Chordata, Hyperoartia, Petromyzontiformes, Petromyzontidae. The record is from RefSeq and is a predicted model, not a curated record. Gene Ontology annotation, biological process: visual perception.